CGACAUUGACUCCGGAGUCUUCUGCGCUGUAUUUUACAAGCAAGACUACUUGUAAUGAUUUACUACUCUAUAAAAGUGUACACCAACCCAAGUUCAUCAAAAACAAAAAUAAUCCAACUCUAGAAUACAGUUUAGAAAUAUAUGAUGAUGGUUCCCAAAAUAUUCUCUCUACUUCAGUUUUACACUCUCUUGUACCUCUUUUCAGUUACUUUUGCUUUCACUGAGGAAGCAAUUGCCCUGCUGAAAUGGAAAGCAACUUUCAAGAAUCAGAAUAAUUCCUUAUUGGCUUCAUGGAGACCAAGUUCUAAUGAAUGCAGGGAUUGGUAUGGAGUUAUAUGCUUUAAUGGUAGGGUAAACACGCUGAAUAUUACAAAUGCUAGUGUCUUUGGUACACUCUAUGGUUUUCCAUUUUCAACUCUCACUUUUCUUGAGUAUCUUGAUCUUAGCAGGAACAAUCUCUCUGGGACCAUCCCACCUGAGAUUGGUAAUCUCACUAAUCUCAUCUAUCUUGACUUACAUAUCAAUCAGUUUUCAAGCACAAUCCCACCACAAAUCGGCUCACUAGCCAAGCUUCAAACCCUCCGCCUAUUUGACAACCAUUUAAAUGGAUACAUUCCAGGAGAAAUAGGUUAUUUAAGGUCUCUUACUAAGCUAAGUUUGGGUACUAACUCUCUUAAUGGUUCUAUUCCUACUUCAUUGGGGAACUUGACCAGCUUGUCUUGUCUAUAUCUUUAUAGAAAUCAGCUUUCUGGCUCCAUUCCUAAAGAAAUAGGUUAUCUAAGGUCUCUUAUUGCGCUAGAUUUGCGGACAAACUCUCUUAAUGGUUCUAUUCCUACUUCACUGGGGAAUUUGAACAAUUUGUCUAUUUUGGUUCUUUAUGGAAAUCAACUCUCUGGCUUCAUUCCUGAAGAAAUAGGUUAUCUAAAGUCUCUGACAUACCUAGAUUUAGGAAGUAAUUUACUUAAUGGUUCUAUUCCUGCUUGGUUGGGGAAUUUCAACAACUUGUCUAUUUUGUAUCUUUAUGACAAUAACCUUUCCGGCUCCAUCCCUGAAGAAAUAGGUUACCUAAGUUUUCUUGUUGAUCUACGGUUGCAUAAUAACUCUCUUAAUGGUUCUAUUCCUACUUCAUUGGGGAACUUGACCAGCUUGUCUUGUCUAUAUCUUUAUAGAAAUCAGCUUUCUGGCUCCAUUCCUAAAGAAAUAGGUUAUCUAAGGUCUCUUAUUGCGCUAGAUUUGCGGACAAACUCUCUUAAUGGUUCUAUUCCUACUUCACUGGGGAAUUUGAACAAUUUGUCUAUUUUGGUUCUUUAUGGAAAUCAACUCUCUGGCUUCAUUCCUGAAGAAAUAGGUUAUCUAAAGUCUCUGACUUACCUAGAUUUAGGAAGUAAUUUACUUAAUGGUUCUAUUCCUGCUUGGUUGGGGAAUUUCAACAACUUGUCUAUUUUGUAUCUUUAUGACAAUAACCUUUCCGGCUCCAUCCCUGAAGAAAUAGGUUACCUAAGUUUUCUUGUUGAUCUACGGUUGCAUAAUAACUCUCUUAAUGGUUCUAUUCCUGAAGAAAUAGGUUACCUACGGUCUCUUACUAUCCUAAGUUUGAGUGCUAACUCUCUUAAUGGUUUUAUUCCUGCUUCAUUUGGCAAUUUGAGAAAUUUGCAAGCCUUGUAUCUCGAUGCUAACAAUCUCACUGAGGAAAUUCCUUCAUAUAUGUGCAAUUUGACAUCACUGGAAGAGUUGUAUGUGAUGAGAAACAACUUGAGGGGAUCAAUUCCUCAAUGUUUGGGUGAUAUCAGUGGCCUCAAGAAUUUGAUGAUGUCACAUAAUAAUCUCAGUGGAGAGAUUCCUUUGUCUAUUUGUAGUUUGACAUCUCUACAAAUUCUAGAUUUGGGAAGAAACAAUCUUAAUGGAGAAAUUCCGCAAUGUUUAGGCAACAUGAGUGAUCGUCUUGAGGUUUUGGAUAUGCAACACAACAGUCUUUCUGGGACUCUUCCAAAAACUUUUAGCAUUGGAAGUUCACUAAGAAGCAUCAACUUGCGUGGUAAUGAACUAGAGAGGGAAAUUCCCCUAUCUUUGGCCAAUUGCAAAGAGUUGCAAGUUCUUAAUUUAGGAGAUAAUCGCCUCGUCGACACAUUCCCGAUGUGGUUGGAAACUCUUCCAAAGCUGCAAGUUUUAAGCUUGAGAUCGAAUGAAUUUCAUGGAUCCAUUAGAACUUCAAGGAACAAAAACAUGUUUCCUGAACUUCGAAUCAUCGAUCUCUCUUACAAUGCUUUCUCGGGAAACUUACCGACGAGUAUGCUUCAACAAUUUAAAGCCAUGAGGACAAUUGAUCAAGCAAUGAAGUCACCAAGAUAUCUGGGAGACGAAUAUUACCAAGAUUCGAUAACAAUUGCAAGCAAAGGUCUAGAACUUGAACUUGUCAGAAUUUUGACUAUUUACACCGCUAUUGACCUUUCAAGUAACAGGUUUGGAGGCUAUAUUCCAAGUAUUAUGGGAGAUCUUAUUGCGCUUCGAGUGCUGAAUUUAUCUCAUAAUGAAUUGCAAGGUCAUAUACCACUAUCACUUGGAAGUUUAUCUGUAGUCGAAUCGUUUGACCUUUCAUUUAACCAGCUUUCGGGAGAGAUACCACAACAACUUGCUUCUCUUACAUCUCUUGCAUUCUUAAAUCUCUCCCACAAUCAUCUCCAAGGAUGCAUCCCUCAAGGACCUCAAUUCGCUACAUUUGAGAAUAAUUCAUAUGAAGGUAAUGCUGGAUUACGUGGAUUCCCAUUUUCGAAAGGUUGUGGCAAUGAUGAUGUCUCAGAGACAAAUCAUCCCAUAUCUGUGAUAGACGAUCAAGAAAGCAAUUCAGAAUUUUGGAAUGAUUUUUGGAAAGCUGCUCUUAUGGGCUAUGGAAGUGGACUAUGUAUUGGAUUGUCCAUAGUAUAUUUCAUGAUUUCAACUGGAAACCUUAAAUGGCUUGCAAGAAUCAUUGAAGAGCUGGAAAACAAAAUUAUUUUGCGACGGAGAAAGAAGCAGCAAAGUCACUACAAAAGAAGAAAUAAUUGCAUCUAGAAGAGUUAAACAUUCAGGUGCUUGGAGGAGCAUUUGGUGGAAUGCUCAUCAGAGAUGCAAUAAUAUCAGAUGCUGGAUUUGAUUAUUAGGUUCUCUUUAGUUUUAUAAGCAAGCUUUUUUUUUCUUCCUUCUAUAAAUUGGGAAAAUGUAAUGUUAUGAAUUAUGAUAGAUACUUUAACUUAACACAAGUGUAUCCCGCGGUUCCACCAAGAAACACCUAUAUUGUUUGUUGAUAGAGAUGGAGCCAUGAUUUAAAGUUAUGUGUUCUGAACUUGUUAAUGA
Molecule: messenger RNA, 3330 nt
Organism: Lycium barbarum (goji berry)
Lineage: Eukaryota; Viridiplantae; Streptophyta; Magnoliopsida; Solanales; Solanaceae
Product: receptor-like protein 9DC3
Exons: 2
Coding region: 142-3048 (968 amino acids)
Molecular function (GO): protein binding
Source: RefSeq, a predicted model, not a curated record